GGGCGGAGUGACGAUCUUCAUUCGUCAACAACAAAGGCAAGCGGCUGCCACUAGCUGGCAGUUAGUUUACUAGCCGAAGGCGAGCUCGGGAUUAAAGUCAAGAGGCGUCAAAGCCGGAUGGGCGUUGUAAUUUUCUGGUGCACGAUACAGAGGUUGUGAAAAAAUGUCUUGCUGUUGUGGGGACGACGAAGACGAACGCCCUGAACCUACCCGGGUCCGCGGCUGUACGGAUAUUUUCUGGUUAUGUCUUUUUAUUCUGUUUUGGUUUUUAAUGAUAUUGAUAGCUGCAUUUGCAUUGGUUUAUGGUAAUCCAAUUCGUUUGAUAAAUGGGUUUGAUAGCUUUGACAAUACAUGUGGUGUAAAAAACAACAAGAAGUUUGGGAACAUGGAACUGUCCGGGCAAGACACCAGUGAUAAACCAUACUUGUUCUUCUUGGAUGUGGCAAAUUUGAAGGACUCGUUGAAAAUCUGUGUUAAAGAAUGCCCGGAUCGUAACAUGGAAACAAUGGAACAGGUUUGCCAGUUCUAUAAAGAUACAGGAUCACAGCUGUGUCAUGAUAGACCAGGAAGUAAAUUCAGCGCAUGCACCAGUCAGAAUUCAAAAGAUAAGACCGGAGCGUGCCCAGUGCUUCCUGUUUAUAAUAGUACUGUCAUACUGAAUCGCUGCAUUCCAAGAGCUAUAGGGAAAGUUGCAGAGACUAUAGCUUCCAACGUUUAUGGAUUAAUCAAUUCAUGGGAUGCAAUUGAACAAAUUUUAGGAGAUUUAUAUAAAACUUGGAGAGAAAUUGUUGCUUUAUCUUUUCUUGCUUUUGUGUUGUCCUUGUUCAUGAUCGCUAUAUUCCAUUUAUUGGCAAGCAUCGUGAGCUGGAUAGUAAUGAUCCUAGUCACAGUAUCCUGUAUCGGUGGUACCGGUUUGCUGUGGUGGACAUACAUACGUAUCAAAAUUAGAUUGGAUGAAACAAAUCCUAAUGAGCUAUUAGAAGAGUCCGUACGCAAUGGAAAAGCAUUUCUGAUUUAUUCAAUUGUAGCAACUAUUCUAACUAUCAUUUUACUGUUUCUGCUCUGUUUUCUACGCCAUCGCAUCAGUAUUAUGGCUCAACUGUUUAAGGAAAGUGCAAAAUGUCUAGCAGAACUUCCUGGCUUAUUUUUCCAGCCAUUACUAACAUUUCUAUCACUACUAGUGUUUUUUGCAUUCUGGAUAACUAUAGUUCUCUGCCUCGCUACUGCCAAUUAUCCUGGAAUAAAAAAAGUGCCAAUGUUAAUGAAGGAUCAAGUGACUGAUGAAGUGACAUUGACGACAUCAUCGGGUCGAAACGAUUCUAUUAAUUACAAAAGUCCACAAGGGAUUCUACUAACUGUGAGAACAUUUUUAGCUUUUACCCUUGUAGAAUAUGUUGAUUCUACCUGGGUCAAGUACAUGUGGUGGGUUUACAUUAUCGGAUUAAUAUGGAUUUCCGAAUUCAUAAUUGCUUGCCAGAAUAUGGUAAUUGCUGGAGCUGUUGCUCAUUGGUAUUUCAGAGGAAAAGAUGCCAGUCUUUCCCCGGUCUGUUCAUCCAUGGGUAAACUGGUCAGCUACCAUCUAGGCUCUGUAGCAUGUGGUUCACUAUUGAUCACUAUCUUUAAAGUGCCUCGACUCAUUCUUACUUACCUCCAUGCAAAGUUUGAAAAAACCAAGGAAACAUCCCCAUGUGCCCAAUGUGGAUUGAAAUGUUGCAUAUGUUGCUUUUAUUGUUUAGAAAAAUUCAUACGGUACAUGAACCACAAUGCAUACACAGUAAUAGCAAUUGAAGGGACACAUUUCUGCAAUGCUGCUAGGAUUGCCUUUACAACGCUGGUCAGCAAUGCUUUGCAGAUAGCAGUAAUAAACGGUAUAGGAGAUUUCAUUCUCUUCUUGGGUAAAUGUUUUGUAACUGCAGCUACUGGAAGUGUCGGAUUGUUAUUCCUAAGGCAGGAUCCAACGUUACAUUUUUAUGCAGCACCAAUAUUUGUCAUUUGCGUAUUUGCGUUCUUCAUUGCACACAGUGUCAUCUCACUUUAUGAGACUGUAAUCGACACCUUAUUUUUGUGCAUUUGCGAAGACAAAAAUCUACAUGGAGAAAAUGGUAAAUGGCGACAAUCUGCUCUGGCUAACGUAGGAUCAGCUAAUCCUAGCACCAACGGUCAACAGUCACUCGAGUUGUCUCCAAUCAACCAAUAAGUAUUAAAAAGUCUUUUCUCGUCUGUUCUAUUCUACUGUUCUAUUAAGGUAGGUAUUUACUUCCCCAAUACGAGCUGAGAUAUACUAUAGUUAAACAAUAUUCUUAUUUAUGUGUUUUGAGAAUUUUAUAUCAUUCUUUACGAAUUUCAUAAUACAAACUUUGGUUACCUAUUUUUCACGCAAUUUACGGAACAGUUUUUUUUUAAAUACUUUUUAUGAAACAUUAUCUAUAGAUAUCAUAAACCUGGUUUAGUUAUGAAUAUUACAUAUACGAAUCAAUAGAUAUAUUUGGAAAUUCAAUGCUGGCCAUUCUCUGGCUAAGCAUUUUUUUAACGUGAGUUACUUGCAAAAAAAUAAAUUUGCUCACUUUUUUCGAGCUUCUUAGCAUUGUAAAUUUUCUGACUACAUCUAACGUAAAUAUUAUGAGAAUAACUUAUCAUCGAUAUCAUCAGUGCAAUCAUAGCAUAUACACAUCUUUUUAGUAAUUUUACAAUCACGCACAGUUCACUUUAAGACAGUUUGAACUCUGGUUUUUUUCCAUCCGUUAAAGUCUUUCUAAUAAUAAAUACUUCCUCAAUAAUAUUCAAAUUUACUAUGCACAUCAGUUAUCUUGAAUAACAUAAAAUUUUUGUCAAGUUUUACUUCACGUACCUUAAACGUUCAAAAUAUUAGAGCUAACAGGAAAUAUUGAUUGUCGUAAAUACAGCAUAUACUAGAAUUACGAACACCGAUUAGUGAUAAUAAAAAUAUAGUGAUACACAAAAACAUUGUGCACAAUUUGUGAAUAGAAUUAACUGCAUAUAACAUUAUCCUGUUUAAGUGCCUCUAAUUUCGCAUGCAUUCCAAAAUAUCUGGACACGAAUUCGAAUAGCUGAUCGAGGCUUUCGAGAAAACAAUCAAUACUUUCACAAUUGUGAUAUAGAUGUUAACCAUACCAUCUACAGAAAAAUAUUGCCUAUUGAUAGAAGUACAAAAUUCAACAUAUUUUUUUUUUCUCAAAUUACAUGAUUCUCAAACGAAAAUUAAAUGAAAGACUUUUCCAUAUCAUGACUCUCAAUUUAUUUCCUUAAAGAGACAACUAUUCGGUGGUUCUUAACUCUUGUUAAAUAAUUCACAAUUUUUUCUGUUCAUAAAUAUGUAACAAAUAAUCCAAUGUUAAUAAUUUGCAAAAAUCAUUCAUGUUGUUUAACAUUUUGAAGAUUAAGACUUUUAUGAACAAGGUUGUAUUUUCUAUUUGUACCGUCCAGGAAUAUUGUACAACACACGUCUGAACCAUUUACUCGCAGUUUCAUUCAGAUACAUUGUCUACUGUCUAGAUUAAAUGGAAUUACUUUGUACAUACAUACGUAGGUAUAAGCAAACACGCUUUUCGCGAUUUGUUAUGAUCAUAAAAUAUAUAUUUGUGGUAAUAGAAUAUUUUUUACAAGAACUGUUAUUAAGUUUAUCACACAAAAUUUGUAGCAAUUAUACGAUUGCGUUGAUUAUGAAGAAAGUUAUUGGCUUACCAUAUGAUAGUACUAAUAUUUCUAUUUUGAAUGAUUUUGGCAGGCUGUUGUAGAAACGUACAUCAGAAGAAAUAAUACAUUUUGUCGGGAGAGAUAUAUACAUAUAUAGGCAUGAAUAUAUUUCUGCGUGUGAUAUUUAAUAAAUUGUUAUAGGUUUUUUAUAACGUUCUAAUCCUCAAUAAGAUUUUUAUGAAGAAAAUAAUGGAUUUUGAUACUUUUUAAGGCAUCGUGAGCUAUCCUAUGGCAUUUACUCACUGCUGUUCGAAGAUGCUUCUAACUUUAAUGUAAUACCUGAAUCUAAAUUAAGGAACCAAUAUUAUACACUGAAGUUUACAUUUGAAAGUGAACAUAAUUUUAAAUAAAACAACUACUAACAUUCACACGAAGGAUUUGGCAUUCGUAAUUGACAGUAAUUAUACACGAUAAUAUUUUAUAUGCAUGUAUUUUAUUACAACACAGUGCGGCAGAAGUUCGUACAAUAAAUUCGUUCAAUUUUUAA
Neodiprion fabricii is the source of this 4201-nucleotide messenger RNA. RefSeq names its product choline transporter-like 1 (gene Ctl1). Gene Ontology annotation, molecular function: transmembrane transporter activity. Gene Ontology annotation, biological process: transmembrane transport. The transcript has 12 exons. The record is from RefSeq and is a predicted model, not a curated record. The coding region runs from base 164 to 2197 and encodes 677 amino acids. Gene Ontology annotation, cellular component: membrane. Lineage: Eukaryota; Metazoa; Arthropoda; Insecta; Hymenoptera; Diprionidae.